UCACUCAUAUUGAGUUGUUUUCUAGGACCAUCCGUGCAGGCCUUGGCUCUUCCCUUCCUUUCUCAAGCCUAAACGAACCGCGCGGCGAUAUGGACGUGAUGAUGUCGAUGCGUGCUCAGGCCGUCAUCAGCCCUACGACAAAUACAACAUCUCCUACACGAAGCACUUUCAGCAGCCAGGAUUCAACUGGAAAUGGAUACCCGAUAUCUCCUGCGUCUCCAACAACACCUACUGUUGGGUCUCAUUCCGUCUCUGGACACGACGCUGCUUCCGUCUCCUCUACGAGAUCGAGUAAAAGAGCUCGUCCUUCAAGCUCUCAUGGUAAAAGUCCUUCGGUAGCCGGUAUUGGGAGCGGAGCUGUUCUGUCGUUAAAAGGAUUAUUCGGUAGCAAAACCGCUGUGGGGCAUACUUCUGGACGUCAGCGAUCAAGCUCUAGAGCUAGUGGUGUAGACGAAUGGGAUGAUCCUCCGAAUCCCCGUGGAGCUAGGGUUGAGCGUACGGAAUCUGUCGUCAGUGUUGGAAGCUCAAAGUCAUCCGUCAUACCGAAAGGAAACAACCUGAUAAGCAUCUUACGAGCAACUUCACCUCCGAACGAAGGCAGCACCGUUGGAUUUAUUUCCAGUGGGUCAGGAAUGGGCGUUCAUGCCCCUGCAGUAGACUUUUCUGCUCUGGGUAUCCACUCUUCCCCGGCACAGACUCCUCAGAGUCAACUUGAUCGCAAAAUUCUUCAAAGACCACUUGCACACGAUGAUCACGAUGGAAGCAUGACAGCACGUCCGUUAUUGUUCGGUAACGAUACAGCAGCCCCGUUUGAUACUGCAGCGGGCGGUACCAGAGAAGAUAGAAGAACACCUCGAACACUAUCUGUUGGUGAAACCUUUUCCUUACAGCCCCCUCCACGGAAAAGAUGGACCUCAACAUCAGAUGUUCAUACGCCGCCAGUGCUAAACACUCCUUCAUCACACCAGUUACAACUCCAGGAGUCGCCCUUCAUCAAAGAUCGUCGGAACCUGGAUGACUUUGACGUUCUUGGUGGUGCUCCUAGUAUAAGCCGCUUGAACACGAGCGGGAGCGGGAGCCUGACGCCGGAGCCCCCAACAAACAGUAGUCCGGCAACAAAGCGCACCAGCGGACAAAGUGCAUUCUCCUUCUCGUUUGGGACACCUCCUGGGUCUGGGAACCUUGAUGUUGAAUAUCGACCGAGGUCAUUGUCUUCGCGUUCGGCGAGAUCGGCAAGGUCUGGACAAUCUGUCCGAUCUGGGGAUACAGCAGAAGAAGAAUUAGAAGAAUUGGAUGUGCCGGUGAGCGGAUUUGACGGACAUUCUUCUUCCAGUAGGACGAGGAGAGCUAGUGGUGGAAGUGGGUUUGGGAGUUCUCCUGAUGUCGACAAGCGGUCCAGCAUGAGCAGCGGCAAACGCAAUUCCGUCGGUGUUUCCCAGGGAAAACGAUGGUCCCGCCAGUUGCCUAAACGAUUGACGCCUCCAAGCGGACCCCCUCCAGCUGCGCCCAGCACUCCACCAAGUUCUCCUGCUCAUAGUGUCAUUAAGGGUACGAAUCAGAGUCCAGUGAAGUCGCUUCCAAAGAUACUGCCGACUCAUCCAUACAGUGGUGCUGCCACAGAACAACGUGCAUCAAUGAUGACCACACGUUCAACUCGGUCUACGUCAAGUCGACCAUCCUCCUCUCACUCCAGUGUUGUCUCCAACCUUCCUUCCUUCUCAAAACGAGCUUCUGCUUCGUCGGCGAUGUCCGUUUUGAGCACGACAUCCUUACAGGCAUCUGGGACUACAACUCCUGUAUCCUCUGGCACUCAUGCAGUAGGUAAUGGAAUCACCGGUCACACCAGACCUACAUCUUCGCAUCGAUCUUCCCUGGCUCCCCCUCCUCGUCCAGCUCCUACCUUUGCCCUUCCUCCAGCACCUGGUGAAGCAUCAGUACCUCCAAUGUUGACUCCACCAAUGUCUGCACCUGUGUCCUCCACAAACAAUAAGUCUUCCUUCCGAGACUCUAUCACUUCUCGUGCAUUCAGACUUUCAUUGAUGGCUCCAAAGCCUCCUCCGUCAGGUGUAUUACCUCCCAGACCGGAUGAGCUUGAGCACCCCAAAAGUCCUACCAGCUCUAUCGCCUCGAGGAAUACGCACAGACGGUCUCAAAGUGGAAACAACUCACCACUUAGCGGUGGCCCAGGUAGUUUAUACUCAAUACCAGGAUCUCCAGUUCCUCCAUCAGCAAUGGAUGCCGUUCAUGUUACUCGUGGACCGCUCCCGCCUACACCUGUCUCUGGUGUCCCGGCCUCAACGCCCUCUCGUGGAGUGUCCAUCAAGCAACGUCUACGUAUUCUGAGUGCGCCUUCCCCAUCAUCUGCACCCCCUGCCUCACCGCGGUCUUCUACACGACCGACAACGAUAAUGGCUCCUCUUACCGGAGCGUCUCCUCCCGGUACACCCACUUUUGCGCACGGCUUGACGCAUUACUUCGAAAAUUCGGGUAGCUUCCAUGCUGUUGCCACUCCGACGACCCCAUCCCUACCUGCCCCGAAAAUUCACCACGUCGAAGACGAACCUGAUGUAGAACCCGAGCUCACCUCCCUAUCCCCUCCUCCUCGUCGAGGUUCAAAACGUAUAUCACUUCCAGAAGUUGAAGCUCCUCCUGCUAUCCCAGAGGAUGAACCAAGCCCCCUUCAACGCAUGCCUAUCGAAGAUAAUCGCCCUAAUGAUACUAACAAACCAUUUUCGCUCUCUCGUCCCGCUUCAGUCAUCUCAUUUGGGGUAGUCAAUGUGUAGAUCAUUCUCCCCUUUCACAUGCAUUCCUUUUUUCGUUGUAUCCAUAUUUGCUGCAUACGGUGAGCUUAUAGAAUUGCGAAUGUCAGAUAUACCUUGCUUUUACCUUUUUUUGUCUUCCUUGAUUUCGGAGAUCAAAUACCCUUGUACAUAGGCUCGCAGUGGAAUUCUUGUCGUCGCAUUUGAGUUUACACGUAUCCUUAUAAAUUUAGUAACUUAAACAUUCUGUAAAUUACACUCUAGCAUAUAUGCGUGGUUUUGUCCAUAUUGCAUUGCAAUCCCAGAU
Molecule: messenger RNA, 3066 nt
Organism: Lentinula edodes (shiitake mushroom)
Lineage: Eukaryota; Fungi; Basidiomycota; Agaricomycetes; Agaricales; Omphalotaceae
Exons: 1
Coding region: 90-2783 (897 amino acids)
Source: RefSeq, a predicted model, not a curated record